AUGGCACGGCCAUUUGGCUAUGUGGACCCGAACUUUCCCAAUCCUGGUGGACCAAAUGAUACCAGCACCAUAAUAUACGGCUAUACGCAAUCUAUCGCCAUAGCAGCUUUUACUGCUGCAUGGUUCUUUUUUCACUUUAUCACUCACACUGUGCAAAACUGGAAAUUGCGAAGCUGGUGGUGGAUGACCUUCUCUACUGGCUUGGUGUUCGAGAUCAUCGGCUACAUCGCGUGGAGUUUAUCAGCCAAGAAGGACCCUUACAGCCUCAUCUUCUUCGUCCUCAAUUACUUUUUCAUCGUGACGGCGCCGGUCAUCUUUGCUGCGGGAAUUUACACCGUUCUUUCAGCUCUUAUUUCCCGACUAGGAAAUAUGUACUCCUUCCUCCGUCCAGCAGUCAUCCUGGGAUUUUUCAUCAGUUCAGAUGUGAUUUCAACCAUCGUCCAAAUUGCUGGCGCCCGCCUGGUUGGCGUGAAAGAGUCUCGGCGACAAGAUCCCACCACUGCAAACAACGUUCUUCUGGCAGGUCUUGCGUACCGGGUAUUUGCUAUGAGUAUUUUUGUCCUGCUAAUGUCGACAUUCCAACUUCGAGCUCGCCUUGCAAUCAAGGAGCAUGGUCUACCAGUCUUUCGUCUGUCCUUGUCCAUCUCAACGCUCGUGGUCUACAUGCGCACUAUCUUCCGUCUCAUUGAGACGGCCGAAGGUCUAGGCGGGAAGUUAUCAACACGUGAAGUCUAUUUUGCAGGUCUCGAAUUUGCCCCUAUUGCGCUUGUGGCUCUUCUGUUUUGUAUUUGGGAUCCGGGUCGCUGA
Molecule: messenger RNA, 807 nt
Organism: Penicillium daleae
Lineage: Eukaryota; Fungi; Ascomycota; Eurotiomycetes; Eurotiales; Aspergillaceae
Product: RTA1 domain-containing protein
Exons: 1
Coding region: 1-807 (268 amino acids)
Cellular component (GO): membrane
Source: RefSeq, a predicted model, not a curated record